Messenger RNA from Fusarium verticillioides 7600, 945 nucleotides. RefSeq lists its product as hypothetical. Bases 1 to 945 code for a protein of 314 amino acids. Lineage: Eukaryota; Fungi; Ascomycota; Sordariomycetes; Hypocreales; Nectriaceae. The record is from RefSeq and is a predicted model, not a curated record. The transcript is spliced from 2 exons.
AUGUUUAUCAAAGUCGACUACGACAGAGAUCUUGCGCUUGAUUUGGUUGAUGCUGCUCGGUAUUUCUUAGAUGCCACAGGCAUCAAGAGUGUCCUCUUGCAUGCUAUGAACCCUUCUCCCAUUACCGCCCCCGGGAUUCCUCCUUUGUGUCCCCACUGGUCUAGGCGACAGGUCCCAUGGGAGAAUAUACACAAAGUGGGCAAUAGAUUCGGUGGUGGUGAUGAUAGCUUAUAUCUUUCCUUUGGAGGCACUCAUCACAUAUUGCUAUCCGAACCACCAGUCUUAGCCAUCAGCGGAUUUGAGGUGACCAGGAUAAAGGCGACAAGUCAUACAUUCUCAAGUUGUGGCGAUGGGAUUGGAGCUCAAGAUAAGUCCAAGGCUAUGGCCCUCGCGUUGCUUCAGGACAUAAGAUCCCUAACCAAAGAUGAAGCAGCAAUCUUAGACUCAUGCAAGAGCCCAGGGAUCAAAGAUGACGAACAAAGGCAGAAACUGUUCAUAAAGUACUUCAAGACCUGGGUUCAUGCGGCCAAUGCUCAAAAGUAUUCAACUGCUAGGCCACGUACUAUCCAGCAGAUCGCCGAUGCUCUCACCCAUCACAUCAAUAAGCCCGAAACAAGUCCAUUAUCUGGCAAGAGACUUGCCAUCACCUCAAGCCACCAUUCUGCCCUCGUCCCGGAAGAAUCCCAAGAAGGUGACAUGGUGGCUAUGCUUGUUAACUGCUACAAGCACGCAGUACUCCGACUGAAACAAGUGAACGAUGUUGACCACCUCAAUAACUCAAUUACUAGCGCCUUUGAGCAAGCGAACAUUUCGGAUUGUCUUCAAGGACUAAUGAGGGCACGGUUUAGGGCCGUGGAUGAUGAUGACUAUGAUGAAUGGAUGUUGGUUUGGGAGAAAGCUGCUCAGUCUUUCCCGGUUCAGCAUUGUUUACUUUUAGGGCAAUGA